AUGGCGGCUACAAGAGAAGUCAUUUCUCUUCAAUUUGGACAUUAUUCAAACUUUGUAGGUGCGCAUUUCUGGAAUAUCCAAGAGUCUCUUUUCAGUUAUGACYCAGAGAAGUCUAAAAAAUCAGACAUCAACCAUGAUUGUUUGUUUCGAGUCGGGAAAACGCAGCAAGGAUACGAAACAUACACACCAAGAGCACUUGUUUUUGACCUGAAGGGAAGUUUAMGAAACUUGAACACAGAAGGAACACUUUACUCCUCAUCUAGCAAGUCUGUGGAGUGGGAAGGAGAACUUUCAGUCCAUCAGUCAAAUGUAGAGCCAAAGAACGAGUUCCAAAUGGAUAUAGAKGAAGAAGAAAUAUUUGGSAACAAUUCUGGAAUGUCUACUGCGAGUUCGUCUGAGUCUUCAGCUCGAACAAAAUGGUAUAAUUUAGAUGAGAAUGUGCGUGUCUGGUCAGACUUCCUUGGGACUCAGUACCACCCUAAAAGCGUUAAUAUAAUCAAGGAAUAUUCRCACGAGGCUGAUCAUUUUGCUUUUGAUAUSUUUGGGUAUGGACAAACGUUGUAUAAAAAUGACGAUUUCCAAGAUGAAUUUGAGAAUAAUUURCACUWUUUCGCAGAAGAAUGUGAUCAUCUACAGGGCUUUCAGGUAUUGACUGAUGUAUAUAAUGGAUUUGCAGGACUUUCUGCACAAGUCAUUGAAGAUCUUGCUGAUGAAUACUCUUCAAAGUCAAUUACAACGUUUGGUGUUCUUCCUGGCAGUUUUCCUGGAAAUACAGAUGUGAAAAGUGCACAAAGAUUGUUGAAUAUGGCCUUAACUUAUAAACAUAUCAGUGAGCAUAGUAGCAUGUUUACUCCAUUAUCACUUGCAAGACAGGCAUGGUUUAACACAGGGAACCCAGUUGUGUUUCCUCAUUUGGACUACAGGGGUGAUCUGCCAUAUCACACAAGUGCAAUUUUAGCAUCAACACUUGAUACUCUAACCAUUCCAUAUCGGCUUGACACCUUAUUAAAAUGUGGUAUGAAUGACAUAACUGAUGCUCUGACGUUUGGUGAUAGAAAGAUUACUAGCGCCUCGUGUAGCUUUCCUCUUCCUGUUGGAACAGAGAACUCUCUUCAUAAUAUCCUUAAUUCUAGUUUAAACUGCAAAGAAAACCAUUUACUAGUGCCAGUGACACCCAAUGUGUCUCAAGUCAAUCAAUUCAUAUCAAAAAUAGCUGUGUUGAGGGCUGAUGCAAAUGCAAUGGUCAACCAAUCACAACCAACUAAAAAGCCCAAGAGUUUGAUUGACAGCUGUCAGUCAUAUUUGGAAAUGUUGAAUGUAUUUAGUCAAGCAGAUAACCCUCUGGGUGUCAAUACAAACUGGGUUGUCAAUCAAGGAUGUCCAGUCACUCCUCCUUACCCUAAUAUCUUUGCAUCUUCUGUYAGCAAGAAUGGUUUGGUCGAGGAAGGSUAUMARCGAGAUUAUAAGGUUACUGUAGAACAAGUCAAUAUGCUGGCUAGUUUAGGGGCAUGUCAGGGAGUUGGUGAGAUGGUACAAUCUCUUGUUAAAUGGUCAAGACAUGUAGAUAUCAAAAAACACAAUUGUUUUAUUGAAAGUGGUAUUGAAUAUGAAGAUUUUAUGGAUGUGUUAGAGAGUCUUGAAACUCUUGCUUCAAACUACUUCAGAUGAUAACUUUUAUCAGAUUAUGAUAACCUAUUACCAAUGACAUCUCAAAUUUACAAAAUUUGAUAAAUUAGAAAAAGGAAAUGUAGAGGUAAAUCCUAUUUUACAAGAGACAAUCUGCAUUCCUUAUGGAGAGCAGAUUUUUUUUCUCUUAUGUAACCUCUACAUUUAAAGCUAUUUGUUUGUUGCUUACAGUAAUAUUUAUUGAAUAAUAUUAAUAAGCAUCUCAACAACAAAAUGACAAGAACAUUUCCUUUAAAUACUAUAUGAACAAGGAUUAUCAAAUAAGUAUGUUUCAAAAAGAAUGAUGUUGGAAUAUGGACAUUUCAAACAAGGAAACGACGUAAUUGUUCAGUAUCCUAUAUUGUUAAAACACUCUGUUUUCUACAUCAGAUACAAAGGUUGUCAUUUUUGUGUUUGUGGCAACUGUUGAUGAAUUCAUUGAUCGUGACUUUUUAUCAGUUGGUUGGCUAUCACCACAGGGAUCCCGUAAGAGCAGCAGCAACGCAGCACGGAACCGUCUCGUACGUAGUGAAUAGAUCACCGGGUUUGCCAUACUGUUCAAAAACGUGAAGAAAAACGCUGAAAAAUGAAUCCACGAACCAUGAAGUUUUGCGAUGCUAUGGAGAAGGACUGGGAAGCAACCCAUCAAAAAAUACGCCAAUAUAGUUAUUGCAAGAGUCUUUGCGGUCUGGACGUCACUUCUAACUCUUUUACCCACAUUACUUUGCGGUGCUAUAGCACGAGUGCUUACGCGYACCUUUCGCCAAAUAAGGAAACCCAGUAUAACCAUGAAAGCGAAAGGGAUGAGUUGACCUGGGAUUAAAAAUGAACGGCCGAAAUUCUUAAAGUAAUAAAUGCGAUAAAUCCAAACUGGCAUGUUACCGACAUCAAUGGAAACUCCCAAACUAAACAUCCCCAAUGUGUAUGACAUUGCUAUCAACCAGAUUACAAUAACAGCGAAAGCAGCUUUAUUCUUYGUCUUCCACGUAUGGUACUUCAAGCCGUGCACUAUGGCACCAUAACGGUCUAACAUAAGAACCACUAGCGAUGUUACAGUGAGAUACAUGAACAAUACGUACCUGGAACGGAAUUACAUGGUGUGAUUAUCAUGAACUAUAUUAUUUUCAUUGCAGUAAUUAGUGUUGCUAAUCCGUCAAAUCCGUAUUUAAUGUCAGACUAGUGCCUUAUAUGACAUGAUUAUGAGACAACUGACUAGAAGAGAAAUUUGUAUCAAAGUUCUUAAGCAAAUGCAUGCAUUAGGUGAUAUCUUCCUGGAAUUAUUACCAAUCCAGAUAAUGUCUACAUACCACGUCACUAUAAUCCAAGAAACCGCUGGUCCAGUUAGGAAACGGACUUGACACAAGUACCACAUAAUAAACAGGGGCAUGUUAGUAAUAGCAUUGAUAACAUCGAUGAAAGCCAAGUUUGCAACUAGGAUGUUGGGAACGGUU
Messenger RNA from Exaiptasia diaphana, 3116 nucleotides. RefSeq names its product protein misato homolog 1. The record is from RefSeq and is a predicted model, not a curated record. Gene Ontology annotation, cellular component: cytoplasm. Gene Ontology annotation, biological process: mitochondrion distribution. The transcript has 3 exons. The coding region runs from base 1 to 1668 and encodes 555 amino acids. NCBI's taxonomy places the organism in Eukaryota, Metazoa, Cnidaria, Anthozoa, Actiniaria, Aiptasiidae.